AGGUCAAAGCCCUCGCCGGGAGCUGGCCCGGAGCACAGUAGACCCCAGCCAGGAGGUGCCAGCUGCUCCCAGUCUGCCUCCAGCUCAGCUGCCUGGGGCUGAGGGACCAGCCUGGGGAUUCCCCACUGCUGAGUGACCCCCUCUUCAGCCCCUCCAAUAGGGGAUUUCCCAGAAUGUUCCCAUGCCUCAGGAAGCCUCCUCCUUAGCCACCCCCAGCUCUUGACAGAAGAAGUGGCAUCAGGUGACCCCACAGGUGAGGGAGGGUGAGCUGUGAACAUUAGCAUUUGGACUAGCAUGGGGGAGGGAGAUGGGGCCGGGUAACAUGGGCACGUGAGCAGAGCAGGGCUAAUUCUAGCUCAUGGGGUUCUAACAGGUUCCCAAGGCAGGGGCUGCAGCCUACAAGCUGUGUGACCUCCAAUGUAUUGCUUAACUUCUCUGGGCCUCAGUUUUCCCUCUGCUGUAAAAGGGAGAUGUUACAUACUGUGCCAUGAUGUCACAAAGAUUAGACAUGAUGACAGCUAUAAAGCACUUAAAAGGGCAGGUCAAGGGGCACACGCCUAUAAUCCUAGCAAUCAGGAGGCUGAGACAGGCAGAUCUCUGUGUUUGUGGCCAGCUUGGUCUACCCAGCCAGUUCCAGGAGAGUGAAGACCUGGAGAAACAGAAUGCGGCUCUGCGGAAGGAGAUCAAACAACUCACAGAGGAGCUGAAGUACUUCACAUCGGUGCUGAGCAGCCACGAGCCCCUGUGCUCCGUGCUGGCCAGCGGCGCCCCCUCGCCUCCCGAAGUGGUAUACAGCGCCCAUCCCUUCCACCAGCCUCACAUCAGCUCACCACGCUUCCAGCCCUGAGCUUCCAGACAGGAAGAGGACAGAGCCCCAGUUGAUGCUCCUCCCAUGGGCCUUCGGAGGGGCAUGUCAACCGAGGCCAGGCUACCCUCAUACCUCCAUCUGGAGACCCAGUGGCAGAGGCCUGGACAAGGAUUGAACACAAGAACUGUGCUGGCCAGAGGGACUUGAAGCCUCCUACCAGAGUGUAGCCAAUGUACUGGACCCCACAUGAGUGGGAAAGCAGCCCCAAGAGUCAUGGAUGAUGCCCAAGACCUACAGCACAGAGGAAGGAGGGCAGGGAGUCGAUAGUUUUCUAAAUAAAU
Molecule: messenger RNA, 1149 nt
Organism: Peromyscus maniculatus bairdii (prairie deer mouse)
Lineage: Eukaryota; Metazoa; Chordata; Mammalia; Rodentia; Cricetidae
Source: RefSeq, a predicted model, not a curated record